This is a messenger RNA of Penicillium riverlandense, 825 nucleotides long. Its product is annotated as RNA-binding protein with serine-rich domain 1. Gene Ontology annotation, biological process: mRNA splicing, via spliceosome. Lineage: Eukaryota; Fungi; Ascomycota; Eurotiomycetes; Eurotiales; Aspergillaceae. Gene Ontology annotation, cellular component: ASAP complex; cytoplasm; nucleoplasm. The transcript is spliced from 4 exons. Gene Ontology annotation, molecular function: RNA binding. Bases 1 to 825 code for a protein of 274 amino acids. The record is from RefSeq and is a predicted model, not a curated record.
AUGUCCACACAAUCGCGUCCUUCCCCGAUCCCCUCGCCUGGCCGUGCGCGUUCGUCGCGUUCCGUGCGCCGCUCCAUCUCCCCACGCGAUGAGCCCAAGAGAAGUGUCACGCGCAGUCCAGUGCGUGGCCGUGAUCGCUCAAGCCGGACUCGCUCUCCCUCCCGUGGUCGAACACCAUCCCGCAGUCGUAUGGGCGGCCGUCGAUACCGGAGUAGAAGCUUCAGCCGGACCCCUUCCCCGAACAUGAACCCUCCCCUGAGCUCCAAGAUCGUCGUAGAGAAGCUUACAAAGAACGUUACCGAGGGUCACCUUCGCGAAAUCUUUGGCAGCUUUGGGGACAUUGAAUACCUCGACCUUCCGAUCAACCGAGCUUUCAUGACAAAUCGAGGUACCGCCUACAUUCUGUAUUAUGACCCUGCAGACGCCGAAGCAGCCAUUGCCCAUAUGCACGAAGCUCAGCUGGAUGGAACUACCUUGAAUGUCUCGAUUGCCCCGUCCGCUCGAGAUAUGGACAUGGUUCGUACGGCGGCAAAUCAUCUCCUCCACCACGAAGACAUGCUCCACCCCGGCCUACGGAGCGGCAUGACAUCUAUCGGCCUCAAUCGGUGUCGAGAUCGCGGUCUCCUGUACGCUCUCGGUCCUAUUCCUCAUCCCGCUCAAGGUCGCCGCCAAGGCGAAACAGUCUCCGCACAGGAAGCCCCCGGCAUCGCAGGCGCCGAAGCCCCAGUUACAGCAACUAUAGUAGUCGCAGUGAUCGAAGUCGCAGUCCAAACAAGACUCGAAGCCGAGAUUGAUACGACAAAGCCAUUGUCCCUCAUGUAUUAA